This is a messenger RNA of Benincasa hispida (wax gourd), 980 nucleotides long. RefSeq names its product lignin-forming anionic peroxidase-like. The record is from RefSeq and is a predicted model, not a curated record. Gene Ontology annotation, biological process: hydrogen peroxide catabolic process; response to oxidative stress. NCBI's taxonomy places the organism in Eukaryota, Viridiplantae, Streptophyta, Magnoliopsida, Cucurbitales, Cucurbitaceae. Gene Ontology annotation, molecular function: heme binding; peroxidase activity.
UCUUUUCCCAAUAUCACCAUCUUAUCAAAAUGUCAAUGCCUCGAUUAAUUAUCGUUGCGUUCACGUUGUUGCUUUUAGGUUUAGCAUGCAAUGCCCAACUUUCCUCUUCAUUUUACGAUCAAACUUGUCCCACGGCACUCACCACUAUUAGAACUGUUAUUAGGCAAGCAAUCUCUCAAGAACGUCGUAUGGCUGCAUCUCUCAUUCGCCUUCAUUUCCACGAUUGUUUUGUUAAGGGAUGUGAUGCGUCCAUAUUGCUUGAUGAUACUCCCUCUAUGGUUGGAGAACAAAAUGCAGCACCCAACAUAAACUCUGCUAGAGGUUACGGGGUGAUACACAAAGCUAAGACUGAAGUUGAGAAGAUAUGUCCUGGUGUUGUAUCUUGUGCAGAUGUUCUUGCUGUAGCUGCAAGAGACGCUUCUUUUGCUGUUGGCGGUCCAUCUUGGACAGUAAAACUUGGAAGAAGAGAUUCUACCACUGCAAGCAAAACUCUAGCAGAGAACGAGCUUCCACAUUUCCAAGCAAGUCUUGAUAGACUUAUUUCCAUCUUUGCAAAUAAAGGACUUAGUACAAGAGAUAUGGUUGCACUCUCAGGUUCUCAUACUAUAGGACAAGCCCAAUGCUUUCUUUUCCGUAAUAGGAUAUACAACCAAAGUAAUAUUGAUACAGGAUUUGCUAGCACACGCCGUAGAAAUUGUCCAACAUCCAGUGGAAAUGGAAAUUUGGCACCACUUGAUUUGGUCACACCCAAUUCCUUUGACAAUAAUUACUUCAAAAAUCUUGUUCAAAAAAAGGGUUUACUAGAAACAGAUCAAGUCCUCUUUAAUGGAGGAUCAACAGAUAAUAUUGUUACAGAAUACAGUAGAGAUCCAACUGCAUUCAAAUCAGACUUUGCGGCUGCAAUGAUUAAAAUGGGAGACAUCGAACCUCUCACUGGUUUAGAAGGACAAAUAAGAAAUAUAUGUGGCGCUAUUAACUAA